Chenopodium quinoa (quinoa) is the source of this 1330-nucleotide messenger RNA. RefSeq names its product F-box/LRR-repeat protein At4g14103-like. Gene Ontology annotation, molecular function: protein binding. The record is from RefSeq and is a predicted model, not a curated record. The transcript has 3 exons. NCBI's taxonomy places the organism in Eukaryota, Viridiplantae, Streptophyta, Magnoliopsida, Caryophyllales, Amaranthaceae. Bases 74 to 1330 code for a protein of 418 amino acids.
AAAUUCUUGUCUUCAUUGAAGCAGGGAAUUAAUUAAUUCAAGAUCUGGGAAUUGUGUGUAACUUGUAUGCUCUAUGGAUUUGAGGUUGAAAUCAUGUAGUAGUACUACUGCUACCUUACAGAAUGAUUUAAAUUGCGGCGACGACCUUCUAUUAGAUAGGUUCACUAAUUUACCUGAUGAAUUGUUGAUUCGGAUACUGUCUUUGCUUCCCACCAAGGAUGCUGCUGUUACUAGCAUCUUGUCCAAGAGGAUGAGCUCUAUUUUCCCUUUCAUUACGAGCCUCGACUUUGAUGAUUCACCUAUAUCUCAUUGUUUGAAUAGACCCUUUGCGAUUCAACGUUUCCCCACUUUUGUUGCCUUAGUUAAUAGUGCUCUGUCUGCAUACAAGUCUCAGUAUCUUACCAGGUUUAAACUUGGAGUGGGUGUAGACUUCAAGGGCAUUUGUUGUUUAGAUUGCGAAAGUAAUCUACCAGGUGAGAAAGACUGCUGCCCGGACUUGAAAGCCUCACAAAUCAAUGCGUGGAUCUCUUUUCCAUUAACCCAUUGUGGCCUCAGAGAGCUUGACCUUCGCAUUCAGGUGAAAAAACCUGGUGAUUGUCUGAUACCCCUAGAAAUUUUCACUUUUCAAACUCUAGAGGUGUUAAAGCUCGAUGUUAAUCUUAGUCUUGAUCAAACUUCAACCAUGUCAUCCUUUCAUCUUCCAAACUUGAAGCGACUCCAAUUACGUGUGCCUGUCAUUUCUGAGGUAGGCUUUGUGACAAGGCUAGUUUCUAGUUGUCCUAUACUUGAAGAUCUCAUGGUGGAUGUGGUUUGGAGCCAGGCCUAUUUCAUAAAUAUAUCUUCCCCUUCUCUCCGGAAAUUAUGCUUAUUUGUGAAUAGAUAUGAUUAUAAUGAUGUUGAUAACAAAUUUGUUACUAUUAAUACUCCUAAUUUGGAGUAUCUCAGCUACACUGAUUAUUUAACAUUACAGUACUCUGUCCCAAACAUGAAUUCUCUUGUUAAAGCAGAUGUCGACCUUAGAAUCUUCCCGGUUGGGCCAUCUGAGGUUUGUCUUGUGCAAGUGCUUAACUUUAUCAGUGUCUUGUCUAAUGUUCAGCAUUUAACUUUGGGUGGCAAUUGUGUGAAGGUUCUAAGCCGUGUUGAUUUAAAGGAUCGUCUGCCCGUUUUUCAUAACAUGAAAUGUCUAGAGCUGCUUUAUGAUUAUAUCUGUUGGGACAAAUUGCUGCCAGCAUUUCUAAAUGAGAAUUGCCCACAUCUGAAAAAAAAAAUGAAAACCCUAGGAUUGAAGGGUGAAAUUAAGGACAUGGUCAACCCCAAAAGGAAGUGUUGA